Messenger RNA from Adineta ricciae, 1827 nucleotides. Lineage: Eukaryota; Metazoa; Rotifera; Eurotatoria; Adinetida; Adinetidae. The record is from the annotation of a GenBank genome assembly.
AUGGUCAGUCUUGGAGGUCUGUUUGCAAAUAGACGGCGAACGUUAACCGUUGUUCUGGUUAUUGCAUCUAUAUUUGUUGCAUCAGGUGUUAUUGUCGGUCUGUUUUUAGGUUUAAGAAAGCCUUUUCCUGAUACUGACGAGUCGGUAUGCGGCUCGAGUCAUGAGACUUAUGUUAUAAAUGGUUCAUCUAUAUUGGGUAAAUACAAGCAAGCAGCUGUAGCUGUUGAUAAUGCGGAUUGUUCGAGAAUUGGACGAGAAAUUUUGCAAAAGGGCGGCAAAACCAUGGAUGCUGCACUUGCUGCAGCCAUAUGUAACGGUGUUUUGAAUGCACACUCAAUGGGUAUUGGUGGUGGAUGUGUGAUAACAGUGUAUUCGAAGAAAGAGAAUAAAGCAUAUAGUAUCGUUGGAAGAGAACGAGCACCACUCGCUGCUAAUUCAACCAUGUUUGUUGGUAGAGAAAAUAUGUCUGAAGCUGGUGGAUUGGCUAUAGGCGUACCAGGAGAAAUACGUGCGUACGAAUAUGCGCAUAAAAACUUCGGUGGAGGUGUAUCUUGGAAAGAGCUAUUUGAGCCAACCAUUCAGUUAUGUCGAAAUGGUUUUCUGAUUAGUACAGCACAAGGUUCAGCUAUUCAACAAUCAUCACGUGUCAUUCUCGCCGACAAUGCAUUGAGGGCGGUAUUUGUAAAAAAUGCGACUACCAACGAACUAUACAAAGCUGGCGAUUAUCUGAAAAGACCAAGACUAGCUAAUACAUUAGAAAUUAUUGCUAAUCAAGGUCCGGAUGCUUUUUAUACCGGUGUUCUAGCUGACAAAAUUGUCAAGGAAGUACGAGACAGAGGUGGAAUCUUUACGAAAGAGGAUCUAGCAACCUAUGCAGUCGAUGUUCGUGAUGCGUUGAGCGUCGAUCUUAAUGGUACAUACACUGCCUAUACAACACAUGCGCCAACAAGUGGACCAAUCCUGACUUUUAUUCUCAAUAUCCUCCAAGGUUACGACCUAUAUGAAGGGAGCGUCGAUCGAUCGUCGCCCUCUCCAUUAUUUUAUCACCGUCUUAUCGAGGCAUUUAAAUUUGCUUAUGCCAAGAGAAGUGAACUGGGUGACCCAUUGAAAAUCAAUAUUACUGAGCUCGUUCGUAAUUUAACAUCAAAAGAUUAUGCCGACAGUAUACGUGCAAAAAUCGAUGAUUCUAAGACGUUCGGUUUUCAGUAUUACGGUGGAACUUGGCUCGAUAGACUAACUAUCGGAACGGCUCAUCUAUCUGUUCUUGGACUCGAUGGUGAUGCUGUUGCGUUAACAUCCACUGUAAAUCUUUAUUACGGUUCGAAAGUUCUUGGGCCUGAAACUGAUAUUGUUUACAAUGAUGAGAUGGAUGAUUUCUCUACUCCAAAUACUACGAACUAUUUCGGUGUACCAGCAAGUCCUGCUAAUUACAUUGAAGCAGGAAAACGGCCUGUGUCCUCAAUGGCGCCAUUGAUCAUCAUCGACAAACGCAACCAACAAAUUCAACAAGUUCUGGGCGCUAGUGGUGGUACAAGAAUAACUACGAGUAUUGCACAAGUUGCUCUGCUGAAUUUAUGGUUUAACGAGGACAUUAAAAAAGCAAUUGAUUCCCCGCGCCUUCAUUCACAAUUACUGCCACAAGAAGUGAUAGCUGAGCGUGGUUUUGACUAUGAUAUUUUACAAAAGUUAAAGCAACGCGGACACAAUAUAACAUGCGGCGCGUUUGGUGGUUCCACAAUUCAAGGUAUCGAAUGGCGUGAAGAAGCCAAGCAGUACUGGGCCAACUGUGAUAUACGCAAAGGUGGCGCACCCGAUGGAAUUAAUUGA